GUAUGGAGGUGUCAGAGGACAGUCUCUCUGUGUGUGCACACCAUGUUCUAGUCAAACAUGCCUACCACAUUGGGGGUACUGUGAGUAGCCUGAGCUACAGCCUCACUCCCCAGGUGCUCCAGCCCAGACCUCAUUUCUCCCUGGACGUUAGGACCAAGUCUGCUGAGGGCCUGCUGUUCUAUGCAGCCACCAGAGGGGGGAGCUCCCACAUGGCUCUCUACCUGUCCAAGGGCAGGAUCAGACUGUCAGUAGGCAAGGGGAGGGAGAUUUUCAACAGGGAGAAGUACAACGAUGGAAGAUGGCACUCGGUAAUAUUCAGCCUAGAGAAGAAGAGGUUCCGGUUGGUAGUGAACGGUAUUAGGGCUCAGGAUGGACAGCUGACCAGUGAUGAGGCCACGCCCAUGGAACUGAUCUCUCCUCUUUACCUGGGAAGUGCUCCUGAUUCAUUGAACACAGAACUUAAAUGGAAGCUCCUCCCAAAGCAAAGUGUUUUUGGCUGUGUGCGUAACUUCAAGAUGAAUGGCACUCCCAUGCCAGAGCCAACCACCAAUCAUGGUGCUGGUCCCUGUUUUGACGGACAGACACAGAGUGGGGCCUACUUCUCAGGGAGAGGGGCAUAUGUCAUUAUUAAUGAUUCCUUUGUGGUGGGCUCCAGCUUUGAGGUGGUGUUUGACAUCCGUCCUAGGAGUCUGACUGGUGUUCUGCUCCAUGUGGGGGACUCCAGCAGGCCUCACCGUGGGCCCAGCACUGGACACCACCUCAGCCUCUACAUGCACAGAGGAGAGGUGGUGGCACGGGUGAACAACGGAGCUGGUGAAUUCAGCGUUUCCGUUCGCCCCAAGCAGCCCUUGUGUGACGGAAUGUUCCACAGAGUUGCAGUGAUCAAGAGGAACAACGUUGUGGAGAUGCAUGUGGACACUGAGGGUGAACACAAAAUAGGACCGUCUUCCUCCUCCUCAACUCUGACCAAAGACCCACUUUAUGUGGGCGGCAUUCCAGAAACGUCCAUGCACCCAACCCUCCCAGUCACAGGGUCCUUUGAGGGCUGCAUCCAGAACAUGAAGAUCAAUGAGGACCCGAUCUCCUUUGAGAGGCUCUCUGGGGUAUUCGGUCCACUCAACCUCAGAGAGUGUCCUGCUGGCUGAGUAGAAUCUACUCCAUGGCCACAUCCACUGUCCACUAGCCGCUGCGUGCAAUCUGUUACAAAAACAAAGAAUGUGUGUGUGAGAGAGAGAGAGAGAGGUGUCACAAGGAUAGUAAAACAAGGACAAUUUGGACAAGUGGGGACAUUUUGACAGUCCCCACUAGGAAAAAUGCUAUUUUUGGCUUAGGGGUUAGGUUUAGGUUUAGGGUUACUAUUAGGGUUAGAAUUAAGUUUGUGGUUACGGUUAGGUUUAGG
Molecule: messenger RNA, 1399 nt
Organism: Coregonus clupeaformis (lake whitefish)
Lineage: Eukaryota; Metazoa; Chordata; Actinopteri; Salmoniformes; Salmonidae
Product: laminin subunit alpha-4-like
Exons: 8
Coding region: 3-1145 (380 amino acids)
Source: RefSeq, a predicted model, not a curated record